This is a messenger RNA of Schistocerca nitens (vagrant locust), 1830 nucleotides long. RefSeq lists its product as uncharacterized. The record is from RefSeq and is a predicted model, not a curated record. Bases 57 to 1715 code for a protein of 552 amino acids. The transcript is spliced from 13 exons. NCBI's taxonomy places the organism in Eukaryota, Metazoa, Arthropoda, Insecta, Orthoptera, Acrididae.
CGCGCUAGCCGCCGCCUCCGUAGUCACCGCCGGCAGGCAGCGAGACAACGCCCGCAAUGACGCCUCGCACACGAGCCAUGGACGCCGCCGUCUCCUUCGCUCUGCUGCUGCUUGCCUUCGCUGCCGUACUUCCUUCAUCGGCACUCAAUCUACCCAGCUACAUAAAGCCGUGCUCCAAGAAUGACCCGAACCUCAACGACUGCGCCUACAAGCAUGCACAAGAGGCCAUCCCGAGCAUCCUCAAAGGAGACCGCAAUUACAACGUGCCGGCUAUGAACCCCCUCAAGGUGAGUCAGAUCAAGGUGAGCCCCGGCGACGGCAGCGUGGGACUCGGCAUAACCUUCAAUGACGUCAACCUUUACGGCAUCACCGACGCGGUCAUCAAGGAGACCAACUUCGAUCUCGCCAAAAACCAAGCUGUGAUAAAAGCCAGCGUGCCUGUAGCUCAGAUGGUGGGCAAGUACGUCGUGGACGGCAAGAUCCUUGUGGUACCCAUCAAGGGCAACGGAGACUCCAACAUCACACUCACUGACUUGGACCUCGCCGUCACGGUGCACUGGGAGCUGGAGAAGAGAGACGACGGAAAGGAGUACAUUAAGCCUUUGCACUCGGACAUCAAGUACGACUUGAGCCGUGCCUACAUCAACCUGGACGGCCUGUUCGGUGGCGACAAGGCUCUGAGUGACAACACUAACAAAUUUCUUAACGAAAACUGGCAGGACGUGGCGAAGGAGAUUGGUCCGGCAUUGGCGGAGGCGCUGGGCGCGGUGGUGACGCAGAUUCUGUCCGGCAUCACAAGCCUGGUGCCUUACCAUGAGGUCUUCCUAGAGAACGUAGUUGUUAAACUCUUCUUUGCACAACGCAUCAUCUUGCCAGAUGAACACAUGAGCCAUAGAGCUCAUCUCAGUGCAGCUGGCCCCCGCAGCGACUCCGACAUGGCCGCCUCUGCCACCGCCUGCCGCUUGCCGCCGCUGCUGCUUCUGGCGUUGGCCAUCACCGCCGUCGCACCAGCUUCAGCCCUCCAGUUGCCCGAAUACAUCAAAUCAUGUUCCAGAAACGAUCCGGAUCUCAAUGCUUGUGCCUACAAGAACGCUCUGGAAGCUAUACCGAACCUUAUAAAAGGUGACCGCCAGUACAACGUUCCGCCGCUGAACCCGCUCAAGGUGACUGAGAUCAAGGUGAGCGGCGGCGAAGGCAGCGUAGGACUAGACAUCACUUUCCGUGACGUCAGCUUCCACGGCUUCACUGAGGCGGUCGUCAAGGAGACUAACUUCGACCUCGCCAACAACAAAGCGGAAAUUAAGGCAUCCGUCCCUGUGGGCCAACUGCUGGGGAAAUACGAGGUGGACGGCAAAGUCCUCGUGCUGCCCAUCAAGGGCAGCGGAGAUGCCAACAUCACACUCACUGACUUAGAUGUCGACAUCACGGUGCAGUGGGAACUGGAGACGAAAGACGACGGGAAGGAGUACAUCAAGCCCGUGGACUCGGACAUCAAGUACGAGAUGAGCCGCGCUUACAUGUACCUGGACAAUCUGUUCGACGGGGACAAGCUUCUCGGGGACAACACGAACCAGUUCCUGAACGAGAACUGGCAGGAGGUGGUGAAGGAGAUCGGCCCCGCCCUGGCCGAGGCGCUGUCCCAGGUGGUGACGCUGGUGCUGUCCGGCAUCGCCGGCCUCGUGCCCUACGACGAGGUCUUCCCGGAGGCGGUGUAGUCCGCCGCCGGUCACCACAGAACGAGCGACAUUUUUGAUUCUGUUAUUGACAUGAUGUAGACACUGUUAACUUCUUGUGUAGUGGUGAAAUUAAAUCCAAAAUACUUCUUGCUUA